Molecule: messenger RNA, 795 nt
Organism: Habropoda laboriosa
Lineage: Eukaryota; Metazoa; Arthropoda; Insecta; Hymenoptera; Apidae
Gene: sra
Product: protein sarah
Exons: 4
Coding region: 1-729 (242 amino acids)
Biological process (GO): calcium-mediated signaling
Cellular component (GO): nucleus; cytoplasm
Molecular function (GO): nucleic acid binding; calcium-dependent protein serine/threonine phosphatase regulator activity
Source: RefSeq, a predicted model, not a curated record
AUGGAGAAGAAACAUGGUUCAAGUCUAAUGGAAGAUGAAGAACUGGAAGAAUCAGAAAAUAUAAUAAUAAAUGAAGUCGAUGGAUUACCAAAUUUACAUCCUAAUUAUCAACAAUUAGGGCUAGAAUUUGAUGUAGAAAAAGGACAUUCAGAUACAAGUACAAGGUCUAUGGAAGAUUUAGUGCAUGAUGAAGAUUUACCAACAUCAGUUAUUGUAACUAAUGUAGAUCCACGAGUUUUUAAAAGUGAUGAGUUAAAGCAUGAAAUAGAGGACCUUUUCAAACAGUUUGGGGAAGAUGCUACAUUUCAAUAUUUCAGAUCAUUUAGAAGAAUGAGAGUAAAUUACAGUUCUCCGAAUGCAGCAGCAAAUGCUAGGAUACAGCUGCAUCAAACUCACUUUGGUGAAACCAAUAUCAACUGUUAUUUUGCACAACCUGUUACGCCAAUAGAUGUAGAAGACCAACAUCUUCAACCACCAGCACUUACUAAACAGUUCCUAAUUUCACCACCUGCUUCACCACCUAUUGGAUGGGAGCCUAGAGAGGAAAGUGAACCUUUAGUCAAUCAUGACUUAUUGGCAGCUAUAGCAAAUUUAUCUGCAGGAGGUAGCCAUGAAUUACACCCUGGAGGUUCAGGACAACCUGGCAUAGUUGUACACGUUUGUGAAACAACAAAUCCUAUGAAAAAUGUUCCACGUAUUCAACAUACACGUUGUCCAGAACAUUCAUAAACAGCUCUAUUAGAAAUAUUGUCCAUCCUUUGACAAUGAAUUAUUUAUCCAUCCAAGAAGCAAUUA